AUGUCAUCAAGGUUCCGCGAGCUCAUUACUCUCUUUGGUGACUUUUUGGGUGACAAUGAGUUCCACUCCCGCAUCUCGAUGGAUGGCGUGGGUGAAGUGAAGGAUAUGUUUGUGGCCAAGACAAUACCCGUUGAUGAGACCGUCGGUGCCACCAUGGAGGCCGUGGCGAUUGAAGCCACUCGCCGCUGUGAUGCACUUCGCCGUGUGUGUAAUGCCGUACUUUGUAUGCGUGGAGAGUCGGAGUCUGUUAAUAUGGGUACGAUAAACACGCAAGAGGAGGAGCGUCUCGCAUGGAAAUUUCUUCUUGCGGCUCUUGAGAAGGACAGAGAUGCCGUUCUCGCUAUUAUGAAUGUGGAAUUGGUGCGUACCGCCGUAGAGCACCACUAUGCCAGUGCACGUCCAGAGUUAUGUGAUAUGUUUGUACACUUAAGUGCGAGUGAAAUGUUCUUUAUUGACGGUGAUUCACUUUUUAUGGCUGCCAUUUCCAUGCAAUCCGUAGAUUGGGAUCUCAUUCAACCUCUACAUGUUAUUUAUAAUGCGCAGAAACUUUUAUCUGAUUUGGAAUCCCGUGGGGCACGUUUUCAUGUGGUCUUUUUCGAUAAUGCCUUGUGGAUGUGGGAAAAGGCACCUGCAAAAUUAUUUUUGCGUGAAAACUUACGACUCACUUUAUUAUCUGUAUCUAAUAAUAACACAGACGCUGACCUUACGGUGGAGAACUUUCCCAGCUAUUACAGUGAAGAGUUUGAAGAGUAUGUGGGAAUUUGGGAACCAGAAUUCUUAUUGAUGUCUGAUGGAGAACAACUUGGUAGUCUUACACCUUUUCAAGAAUUUUUUGUAAAGCCAAGAGAAGAAAACGUUGAAACGGGAAAAAAUGAUAAUGUAAAUGGCAACAGUACAAUAAAUCCAUACCGUAUAAAACGUUCAUACAGAAGUCUUGUAGAUGAUGAAAAAGUUGGUAAUAAAGCAGCUAUGUAUUUCCGUUGUAUGCAAUUAUGGGCAACUACAAGAAGACUUAAAAUUGCCUACUCAUCACGUUUGAUUUAUAGAGAAAAUGCCAUUAUUGUGUUUACGGUACCAGUGGAUGGUUCAAGUUUUGAACGUGCGGUGGCAAUUGAACAAGAAGCACGUGAAUUGGCGAAAUCCCUUGAACAUGAGGUGGAAUUACCUAAUAUUACUUCAACAUCAUUAAAACUUCUUGAAGAGGAAUUAACAUACCGUGAAAAAAUUGUAUGUGUUGCCAUUCAUGCCUUUGUAAAUGAGAAGAAACGAACCGAUGAAGAGUUACAACUUUGUCAAGCAAUGAUUAUAACAUCAUAUGUGACAACAUCUCUUAAUUGUGAAUUACGUGCUCAACGAGUUCAACCAAAUGACAUCCUUUCGAAAUUUAUUUCGGAUCUAUCACCAUAUCUUCUUUCUGUAUUUCGUAAUACUUUAUGCUCUAAAGGACGUGGACAGGAAUUUGAUAUUAUUGAUGGACAUCUUUUUUACGCUAUUGUACGCCUUUUGCGAGCAAAUCCUGCAUGUGAACUUUUAGAUGAAGAUAGCGCCGCUGAUGUUAAUCUUUCAUGGCAGUUAAUUGUUGGUGAAGAUGCUCCUUCUAUCACAGAAUCACCUUUUACAAAAUUGCCAGAAAUUGUUGAACCAAAUCAUGUGAAGUUACAAACGUAUCCACAUAUUACACAUGAAUUGGUUGAAGGACUCGCAAAAUCAUUUAAAGUAACAAAUCAUUAUGCAGACACAGCAUAUCCAAGUGGAUUUGGUGCUGCUAAUGAACUCGCUGGUUGGGAUAUCACUACACCCUUUGAUAGAUUAAAUGAUGUUGUAGAUGCUGAAGGUGAAGCUAUUGCAAAGAGUAAUAUGACCGAAAAAGAAAUUAAAAAUAUGCAAGAGUAUAAUACAAAAUUUGUACGUAAUGCAUUUCAACAGGCACAAUCAAUGGGAAUUAGUGGUUUUGCAGCUCAUGAAUUAGCUAUUGUGUGUUCUGAUAAUGAAUCUGAUGAUGAAAAUGGUAAUAACAAAAAUGCAGCAGCGAAGAAAAAGGUAAAUAAAGCACAUGCAGGACAACGAAAUCGAAAAGUUCGUAGUAAAGAAGAAGAAAUUCGUGAACGUGGUAAUGCAACUUCUGCUACAAAUACGGUAAAUAAUUGGUAUAAACAAAUGGAACAACUUCUACGUAAUGCUGAUUUACCUUAUGGUCGUACGAGUAAUAAAGAUCGUGAUGAAGCUAUUUCUACAUUAUUAACUGCCAUUUCACGACUUUCUCAGGCAAAUUUUGGUAAAAGUUUUGAUCCAGGAUAUACACUUGAGGAAACUGCAGAUAAUAGUGUUCCAUUAAAACUUGCCAUGUGGCGUCUUCUUGUAUCGGCAAGUGGAAUGCGAGAAGUUGAAUUUGCACUUUCCCCUGAAGAUCCUAAAUUAAAAGAAGCUAAAGGAGCUGCUAAGAAGAAGGAUAUUAAGUCUGAUACAAAUUUUCUAUAUGGUUUUACUGUUAUUAAUAGACUUAUUGAUUCUCAGGAUGAGAAACAAGGUAAAUGGAGUCCUCAGCUUGAACCACUUCGUAAAGCUAGACCAGAUAUGACAUCCCCAGAGGCGGCAUCUUAUUUACGAUGGGUAUAUCUUUCCUAUGUGGAACUUCAUAUUCAAAUGAAACUUAAAUGUCGUGUCGUUAAAUUAUAUCUGGAAAAUUGGCGUGCUGAACGUGAACGUGCUCGACUUGCGAAAGAAUCACCAAGUAUUCCUUUGGCUAUUCCUCUUUUUCUUUACUGCCACCACGCUGUAUUAUCUGUAAUACGUGAUGAAGGUCUUCAAAUAUCUUCUGAAGACUUGGAUACGGUACGUUCCGCUCUUGCACAUUUUGAUUUUACUCAAGAUUAUUAUUCUAAAGUUGAUCAUGCUAUUACACGUUGGCAAAAUAAAGCACCAGGAGGUUUAACAACCAAUCUUUUACCACAUGGUAGACAACUCUUUGAAACACCAGAGAUGCUGCAAUUAAUUUAUAUGGGUCAUCUCUUAGAGCGACCUUUUAUGCGUGCACGUGAUUAUCGUGUCGCUUUUAAUCCUGAUAACUGGCAGAGGGAAUUACUUGAUAUUGUUGAUGGUCGUGGAAGUGCUGUGGUAUGUGCUCCAACAUCUGCUGGUAAAACAUUUAUUUCAUAUUAUUGUAUGUAUAAUGCUUUAAGACGAUCCAAUAAGAAAGUGGUUGUAUAUCUUGCUCCUGCUCGUGCUUUAAUUAAUCAAGCUGUAGCAGAUGUAUGUGCUCGUUAUGGUUCAAAGAAGUAUACAAGUCCUGGUAAACAUAUUUAUGGUGUACUUGGUGGAGCUGAUUAUCACCAAUAUCAUGAUAGUUGUCAAGUUCUUCUUACAGUCCCUGAAGCUUUUGAAACUAUGCUUCUUUCACCAAAGUAUACAGAUUGGGUGGAAUUAAUUGAUUAUGUUAUCCUUGAUGAGAUUCAUUCUAUGGAAAGUAGUGGUAAUGGUGAUGUAUGGGAACGUAUUUUGGCUCUUCUACCAUGCCCAUUUGUUGCCCUUUCUGCCACUUUAGGUGAAACUCAACAAUUAUGUGGUUGGCUUAAUCGUGUGCAAGAUCGUCUACGAGAACAAAAAGAAGAUGUAUCUAAUAAUAAAACACGUGAUUAUGCUGUACAUGUUUUACCAUCAGAAGGAAAGAGCAUUCAACGAUGGAAUGAUAUCAAAAAAUAUAUUUAUCUUCCACCUCCUGGAGCUCAAGUAUCUCUUAAAAAACUUACUUCCAGUUAUGAUAAACAAUAUAUACGUGAUCUUCAUCCAUUAUCUAUUCUUACAACUGAUCAACUUCAAAGUGGAUUUCCUCCUGAAAUUUCCCUCGUACCCAGUGAAGUAGUUUCACUUGUUGAAAAAAUGGGAUCCCAAUUUAAUGAAGUUCUUUGGUCUAAAUGGUCAUCUUUACCAUUAGUACAAUCAUUACGAGCACAAUUGGCAUUACUUGAACCAAGUAAAUAUUUUGAAAAGGAUAUUUAUAUUACACAAGAACGAGCACGAAAGUAUGAAGCAGAAGUUAAAAAUACUUUUGCUUAUUGGGUGUUUUUAAGUAAUCAACCUGAUGAACAUUUAUCUGAUUUAUCUGAUGAAGAUAUUGAAGAAUUUUGUGAUGCUAUGUCAUUUGUAACUCAAGGAAUUCUUUCAGCUUUUGCUCAACAAUUAACUCAUGAUGAAUUAGCACUUGAGAAAUAUGCAACAGAUAUUAUGGAAAAGAAGAAACGUUCACAUCAUCAUCAAGAAGAAGAAGAAGAAGAAGAAGAAGAGAAAAAAGAAAGAGAAGAAGAAAUGGAUGAAAAAUCUAAAAAUGAUCAGAAAGAAUCUGUAGCAUUCCCUGGUUCUCGACAAUAUAUUCGAGAAAAUAUGCUUAAUGUAUUACGUGAACUAAUUGCACGUAAUAUGGGUCCAACCAUUGUUUUUAGUUUUGAAUCUGAAGAUUGUGGAGAUCUUGUUAAGUAUGUUGUAGAACAACUAGAAGAAGCUGAAGCCCGUUAUCGACAGACAGAAGAGUUUGCUGCAUAUAAAUCUCGUAUAGAACGUUCAGCAGCUGCACAGGAAGCACGGCGAAAACAACGUGAAUCUACUUUAAAACAAAAACGUCUUACAACGGGAGAUGAUGGUAAUGUGGAAGUAAAUGAACGUGAUUUAAGUGAUGAAGGUGAAGGAGAUGAAGAACUCUUUGUUGUUCCUGAAGUAUUACCAGAAUUUACUUUUACUGGAGAUAAAUGUACAGUGGAACCAAGAGUUGUUCGGGAUUUAUUAGAUGAUUGUGAUAAAGAAGGUGAAGAUCUUCUUCUUCGAGCUUUAAAACGUGGUAUUGGUAUGCAUCAUGCUGGUGUUAAGGGUAAACUUCGUGGUCAUGUGGAACGUUUAUUCCGUGGUAGACACUGUGGUGUAAUUUUCUCUACUGAAACUUUGGCUCUUGGAAUUCAUAGCCCUUGUCGUUCGGUUGUAUUAGCUGGUGAUCAUAUUCUUCUUAAUCCUACGCAAUUUCGUCAAAUGAUGGGUCGUGCAGGACGUCGUGGUUUAGAUUAUCUUGGUCAUUUGGUAUUUGUGGGUAUUACGAUGCGACGUAUUAAACGAUUAAUGACGAGUAGCAUGACAGUUAUAAAAGGUAAUGUACAAAUGGAUCCUUUAUCACAGUUACGUCUACUUCAAUUAUAUGAUUUUAAUUCCCUUCGUCAAAUGAAGAAUGAUAUAGUUUGGAAACGACAUGUAUUAAAAUUAGCAGAACGUCUCUUUGUUAAUCCAUUAUUUUUCCAAGGACGUGCUUCUGUUGAAGGUGGCAAUAUGGAAAGUUUUACUGUGGAAUUUUUUCAAAUGUUACUUGGAUUUUUUCAAAAAGAGGGAUUACAUUUUAGCGAACAUACCUCAUCGCUAGGUUCUAUUUUACAAGAUGUUAUGUAUGUUUUUCGUGAGGCUCAUGUAGGCAAUGAAGGAUUUGCCUUUAUUCAAAUGCUCACAUCUGGAGUCUUUGAUAAAGCUCAAUAUCCAAUUAUGUACAGAAAUAAUCUUAAUAGUGGUGCAAUGGAUGAAACUAUUACUGAACUUCUCGCUUAUCUUUUCUCUACUCAUCGCACAUGUGGAGUACCUCUAGAAGUACAUCGAUCUGUUCUUCUUGAUCCUGCUGUAACUACACUUUGGGAAGGCAAGACAAGUCCCACUCAGCAUCGUGUAGUUCUCUCUCCUAUUGAUAUUUGCUCACCAUUGGUGAAAGCAUUUGAUAACACAGAUUUUUUUGCAAUGCUAUCAGCAUUCUAUAAUUAUCUUGGUUCAAAUUUGGAUCCCUUGUCAAAUGAUUCUAUUCGUCUUCCUUGGAUGACUAGCAGUAAGAAAAAACAAUCUAUAUUUGCUACUGAAAAUGGCGAUUUCCCACUUACAGAAAAAUUAAGUGAAACUCAUACUCCAUUUAAAGCUCGUUCUCCAUUUGUAGCUAUCAGUGGAUGUGGUGAUAUUUUUACCUCUGUUGAUGAUCUUGUAUUUACUCUUCGUGAUGGUCUUUUCUGUGAUCGUCGACUGCUUCCUAUAUUUGAUGUAGUAGAUGGAUGGCGUCAUGAUGGAGCACAGAUUCUUAUGAAUGCCUGUCUCGCAGAUUUUCUUCGAGCUAAAGCACAGAUUGAUACAACAAGAAAGAAUUAUCGCUUUACUCUACUUGAAGAACUAAAUGGUCUUUCUCAAUCUCUUUCGUAUGCGGUUCUAAACAAAGCAGAAAAAAUAUUGUCUAACCUUGCCGGAUUGGUACGUCGAUCAAACUUACCAGACGCAAAGGUAUUAACAGAAAUCAUGCCAGAAGAAUCUGAGGAAGAUGGUGCCUUUAUGGCAGGCGCUCCGCGAUUAAUGGAAGUGGCUGAACGCCUUCACUCACUCCAGCCACAAAUCCAGAAACGUUAUUCAGAGGAGUUGUUUGCAGCCAAAAGGGAAAGAUGGAGAACCGAACAGGCUGCACGACGAAACGAACUUCAGCAGCAGCAACAACAUCACUAG
Trypanosoma theileri is the source of this 6498-nucleotide messenger RNA. RefSeq names its product ATP-dependent DEAD/H RNA helicase. The transcript has a single exon. Gene Ontology annotation, cellular component: cytoplasm. NCBI's taxonomy places the organism in Eukaryota, Euglenozoa, Kinetoplastea, Trypanosomatida, Trypanosomatidae. Bases 1 to 6498 code for a protein of 2165 amino acids. The record is from RefSeq and is a predicted model, not a curated record. Gene Ontology annotation, molecular function: ATP binding; nucleic acid binding.